AUGCAGGAUCCCAACGAAGAUACCGAGUGGAAUGAUAUUCUCCGCACCAAGGGCAUUAUACCACAAAAGCCCAAAGAAAAAGAAAUUACCGAAGAUGAAAUCAUUGGUAUGAUCGAAAGCACCAUUGCGAAAAAGCAGAACGGGAAAGAUUUAUCCCAGCUCGAACUAGAUGAGCUGGAUGAGUUGGAGGACUCGGAGGACGAGGAAGUGCUGCAACAGUAUCGACAAAAGCGCAUCGCGGAAAUGCAGGCGGCCGCUACCAAGGCACGUUUUGGCACGGUACGCGAAAUUUCGGGCCAGGACUACGUCGAAGAAGUGACAAAAGCAGGCGAAGGCAUCUACGUGGUGUUACACCUUUAUAGCCGAGGUGUGCCGUUCUGUGCGUUGAUCAACCAGCACCUAACACAGCUGGCUAUCGCUUUUCCGAUGACAAAGUUUGUCCGUGCAAUCGCUACCACGUGUAUUGCAAACUACCCGGAACGGAACGUCCCGACCAUAUUCGUUUACUUCGAAGGCCAGCUGAAGAAACAAUUCAUUGGGACAGUGGAACUUGGUGGACCAAAUCUUGCAUGUGAUGAGUUGGAAUAUAUGCUCGGGCAAACCAAAGCAAUUGAAAGCCAAAUUAAGGAAGAUCCACGGGAGUCACGGAAGAUUAAAGACAAAAUGUUUGCAGAACUGUCGGACAAUAACGAUUGGUAG
Molecule: messenger RNA, 699 nt
Organism: Anopheles marshallii
Lineage: Eukaryota; Metazoa; Arthropoda; Insecta; Diptera; Culicidae
Gene: viaf
Product: viral IAP-associated factor homolog
Exons: 2
Coding region: 1-699 (232 amino acids)
Biological process (GO): protein folding
Cellular component (GO): cytoplasm
Source: RefSeq, a predicted model, not a curated record